Messenger RNA from Quercus robur (English oak), 1394 nucleotides. RefSeq names its product protein RETICULATA-RELATED 3, chloroplastic-like. The record is from RefSeq and is a predicted model, not a curated record. The coding region runs from base 56 to 1165 and encodes 369 amino acids. The transcript has a single exon. NCBI's taxonomy places the organism in Eukaryota, Viridiplantae, Streptophyta, Magnoliopsida, Fagales, Fagaceae.
GAUUCCUUAAAACCCUUUUGCUUUUUCGUUUUAGUUUUAUAGAAAUAAACAAAAGAUGGCAAGCAUGGCGGCUCAGCUUCAGAUUCGUUACUCUAAUAAUCCCAGACAAUAUCGCUGCAACAACAACAACGUUAGCGAUAGUCGAGUCGAUGCUGCCCCACCUGCAUCAAUUUCGUUUCCACAUUCUUCAUCAUCAUCAGCAUCUCUCAAUUUUAAUAAUCAAAAGCGUUCUCUAAAUCUAAAACCCAACAAUUUAUUGCCUUUUGCCGGCGGAGGCAGCGACGGCGGCGCUGGAAUCGGACGUGGCGGCGGCAAUGGAGGAGGAGGAGGAGGAGAUGGGAGCGGUUCUGGUGAUGAUUCUUCAUCGUCUAAGUCUUCUGGGGGAUUUGGGAUAUUGGGUUUGUUUUUGAAUGGGUGGAGAUCGAGAGUUGCAGCAGAUCCACAGUUUCCUUUCAAGGUUCUAAUGGAAGAGUUGGUGGGUGUCACUGCUUGUGUUCUCGGAGACAUGGCUUCUCGACCCAACUUUGGUCUCAACGAGCUCGAUUUCGUGUUCUCAACUCUAGUCGUUGGAUCCAUACUAAACUUUACUCUUAUGUAUCUAUUGGCACCAACUUUGUCUUCUUCAUCGCCUUCUUUGCCUGCCAUUUUUGCUAGCUGUCCCCCCAGCCAUAUGUUUGAGCCUGGUGCUUAUUCACUUCUCAAUCGAUGUGGGACUUUUGUGUACAAAGGAGCUGUCUUUGCGGCUGUUGGGUUUGCUGCUGGGCUUGUAGGGACUGUACUUUCAAAUGGGUUGAUCAGUAUGAGGAAGAAAAUGGAUCCCAAUUUUGAGACCCCCAAUAAGGCUCCUCCUACUCUGUUGAAUUCACUCACUUGGGCUCUUCACAUGGGGAUUAGUAGUAAUUUCAGGUACCAGACUUUGAAUGGGAUCGAGUUCUUGUUGGCUAAAGGGUUGCCUCCAUUGGCGUUUAAGUCCUCAGUGGUGGUUCUGAGAUGCUUGAACAAUGUUCUUGGUGGAAUGUCCUUUGUGAUAUUGGCUAGGUUGACAGGAUCUCAGAGCGUUGAGGAAGCUAAACCGGUUGCAGUGGAGGUGGGUUUGGUUGCAGAGAAGGAGAAGUUGAUUGAUGGGGGUAAGGAUUUGCAGAGCAAUCAGUCGACUUACAAGUGAAAGUGUUAGUUUAGUUUGGAGUUUCCAUCUUUCAUGUUUUUAGCUCUUUUUGUUAGUGAUGUUUUUGCAAUUUUCUUAUAUGCUUGGAUCAUGAUCACGGUCAAAGUUUAGCUCAUAUGAAAGUCAUAAUACUACUUACUUCUAAGUGUUUUCAUGGAGAUGAUACUUGGUAUCCCCAACUCAAUGUGUUUCGCCUGGCUCUAAUCGAAUCAAAAUGUUUUCUGUUUGA